Rubroshorea leprosula is the source of this 2466-nucleotide messenger RNA. Lineage: Eukaryota; Viridiplantae; Streptophyta; Magnoliopsida; Malvales; Dipterocarpaceae. The record is from the annotation of a GenBank genome assembly.
UCACCACCACAUUACAAUUUGCUACCCUCUUCCAUCUCUCUUUUUACUGAUUCCGUUUCCUCUGCAAAUUUCAAAACUUUUUUCUAUGCUUCCAAGUUCAACUAUUCCCUUCGCUCAUCUUCGACGAACAGCUUGACGACGCUGCUGUUGCUGCUGCUGCUCAGCCUUAGCUCUGUAACCAAUCUCUUAGUCUCCGACCCUUUUUUGGUUUGAUUUACUGAGGCAGUUCCUACAUGAUGGAAUCCUGUGAUUGCAUUGAAUCACAAUGGCCGCAAGAUGAACUUCUGGUUAAAUAUCAAUAUAUCUCAGAUGUUUUAAUUGCUGCAGCAUACUUCUCCAUCCCUCUUGAGCUGAUUUAUUUUGUUCAGAAAUCUCCUUUCUUCCCCUAUCGAUGGGUUCUGAUGCAAUUUGGUGCUUUUAUUAUUCUUUGUGGAGCAACCCACUUCAUUAACCUGUGGACACUUUAUAUGCACACCAGAGCAAUUGCCAUGGUGAUGAGUAUUGCUAAGGUUUCUUGUGCUAUUGUAUCAUGUGCAACUGCUUUGAUGCUUGUACACAUUAUUCCUGAUCUGUUGAGUGUUAAAACACGGGAAUCGUUUCUGAGGAAUAGGGCUGAAGAGCUUGACCGGGAAAUGGGACUCAUUCUUACUCAGGAAGAAACUGGAAGGCAUGUUAGGAUGCUGACUCAUGAAAUUAGAAGCACGCUGGACCGCCAUACAAUCUUGAAAACCACUCUCGUUGAAUUGGGUAGGACCUUGGGUUUGGAGGAAUGUGCACUGUGGAUGCCAUCACGAAGUGGCAUGAAUUUGCAACUUUCUCAUACUCUCACCUACCAAAUUCAAGUUGGACCCACUGUGCCAACAAAUCUUCCAAUAGUUAAUGAGGUUUUUGGCAGUGAUCGAGCAAUGCGUAUACCCUAUACCUGUCCUCUGGCUAGGAUUAGACCUCUAGUGGGAAGAUUUAUACCACCUGAGGUUGUUGCUGUCCGGGUGCCCCUUUUACAUGUUUCCAAUUUCCAAAUCAAUGACUGGCCUGAUGUCUCAGCAAAAAGUUACGCAAUCAUGGUCCUGAUACUCCCUACAGACAGUGCCAGAAAAUGGCGAGAUCACGAGUUGGAACUUGUUGACGUUGUAGCUGAUCAGGUGGCUGUUGCUCUUUCACAUGCUGCUAUUCUAGAAGAAUCUAUGCGAGCCCGUGAUCAGCUCAUGGAGCAAAAUGUUGCUUUAAACUUGGCUCGACGAGAGGCAGAGAUGGCAAUUCAUGCACGCAAUGAUUUUCUUGCUGUAAUGAACCAUGAAAUGAGAACACCAAUGCAUGCGGUUAUUGCACUUUGCUCCCUUCUUCUGGAAACCGAACUAACUCCAGAGCAGAGAAUUAUGAUUGAAACUGUACUAAAGAGUAGCAACCUUUUGGCAACCCUUAUUAAUGAUGUUCUUGAUCUUUCUAGACUUGAAGAUGGCAGCCUACAAUUAGACAGUGGGAUAUUCAAUAUUCACACUGUUUUAAAAGAGGUCAUUAAUCUCAUAAAGCCCAUUUCUUCAGUAAAGAAGCUACCUAUAAAUUUGCUCACGGCACCAGAUGUGCCUGUGUACGCUGUUGGUGAUGAGAAACGGCUUAUGCAAACUCUUCUAAAUAUUGUGGGUAAUGCUGUGAAGUUCACUAAGGAGGGUUAUGUUUCAAUCUUAGUCUCUGUUGCUAAACCAGAAUCUUUAAGAGAUUUGCGACUUGCUGAAUUUUCACCAGUGUCAAGUGAAGGCCACUUCUACUUAAGAGUGCAGGUUAAGGAUUCUGGUUGUGGAGUGCUUCCACAAGAUAUACCAGGUCUCUUUACUAGAUUUACACAGCUUCGAUCUGGAUCUAAUAGAAAAAAUGAAGGUGCUGGACUUGGACUUGCCAUUUGUAAAAGGUUUGUGAACCUGAUGGAUGGUCAUAUUUGGAUCGAAAGUGAGGGCCUUGACAAAGGUUGCACUGCCACCUUCCUUGUAAAACUUGGGAUCUACAACAAUCCAAAUGAUUCAUCUUGCCCUCCAGUUGAAAUACAGGCUCGAGCAUAUCACAAAAGUGCAGAUCUGACUAGACAGAGACCAGCUGACAGAACGGCUCCAUCCAACCUUCGAUACCAGAGAAGUGUUUAGAUUGUACCAGAAGCAGAUGUUACCAUUCUUCAAUCCCACUUACUUCCACUUCUCACACUUGUUUCAAACAACGAGCAAGGCUUCCAAAAGAAAACCCUCAAGCUUGAAUGUGUUUUUCACAUGUUGUAGCAUUGUAAAAUAGGAUGACAGAUAGGUAGGGUUACUUUGUUAUAGGUGAGUUUAUGCAAGACAUUUAUAUUUCAAAUUGGCGUGAUAUAUGAUAAUAUCUGCCUAAACUGUAGGAUUCCUGUUGUGUUCAGCCAGAUAAAUGAAAUCUUCUUCGAUUUUGUACUUAUGUAUAUGUUAAACUUAACGCCAUAACUGUUAUAAU